Messenger RNA from Cyclopterus lumpus (lumpfish), 3498 nucleotides. It is a transcript of the gene pigu, whose product is annotated as phosphatidylinositol glycan anchor biosynthesis, class U. Gene Ontology annotation, biological process: protein localization to cell surface; attachment of GPI anchor to protein. The transcript has 11 exons. Gene Ontology annotation, cellular component: GPI-anchor transamidase complex; membrane. The record is from RefSeq and is a predicted model, not a curated record. The coding region runs from base 525 to 2162 and encodes 545 amino acids. Lineage: Eukaryota; Metazoa; Chordata; Actinopteri; Perciformes; Cyclopteridae.
AGGGCGGAGAGGACUUCCUUCCUCGUCAACAUGGCGGCUCCGUUGACGCUCCUUCUGCUUGUCGCCGUUACGGUCCGCGCCGCUCUGUACCGGUCCAGCUUGGCGGACCUGAUCUCGGAGCGCGUGGAGGUGGUGUCCCCGCUGACCGCCUGGAAGAGAGUUGUUGAAGGUUUGGCUUUGCUUGACUUGGGAGUCUCACCGUAUUCUGGAGAUGUUUUCCAUGAGACGCCUCUCAUCAUCUACCUCUUCCACUUCUUGGUGGACUACGCAGAGAUAACCUUCAUGCUGGCAGACGUGAUCACCGCUGUGGCUCUUUACCUGAGCGUGAAGGACUACAACAAACAGGUGGUGAGGACACACAAACUACAUGAGCUGUUGUCUGUUGUCUGUUGUCCUGUCGUCUGUUGUCUGUUGUCUGUUGUCCUGUUGUCUAUUGUCUGUCGUCUGUUGUAUGUUGUCCUGCUGUCUGUUGUCCUGUUGUCGGUUGUCGAUCGUCUGUCGUCUGUCGUCCUGUCGUCUGUCGUAUGUUGUCCUGCUGUCUGUUGUCCUGUUGUCGGUCGUCUGUCGUCCUGUUGUAUGUCGUCUGUUGUCCUGGUGUCUAUUGUCUGUUGUCUAUUGUCUGUCGUCCUAUUGUCUGUUGUCGUCUGUCGUCCUGUUAUAUGUCGUCCUGUUGUCCUGUCAAUCUGUCGUCCUGUUGUCUGUCGUCUGUUGUCCUGUUGUCUGUCGUCUGUUGUCCUGGUGUCUAUUGUCUGUUGUCCUAUUGUCUGUUGUCGUCUGUCGUCCUGUUGUCUGUUGUCCUGUCGUCUGUUGUCUGUCGUCUGUUGUCGUCUGUCAUCUAUUGUCUGUUGUCGUCCUGUCGUCUGUUGUCUGUCGUCCUAUUGUCUGUUGUCGUCUGUCGUCCUGUUGUCUGUCGUCCUGUUGUCUGCUGUCUGUCGUCCUGUUGCCUGUUGUCUGUCGUCCUGUUGUCUGCCGUCUGUUGUCUGCUGUCUGUCGUCCUGUUGUCUGCUGUCUGUUGUCCUGUUGUCUGCUGUCUGUUGUCUUGUUGUCUGCCGUCUGUUGUCUGUCGUCCUGUUGUCUGUCUGUUGUCGUCUGCUGUCUGUUGUCGUCUGUUGUCUGUUGUCGUCUGUUGUCCUGUCUCCACGCGUCCGUUCACGCCGUCGAUGCCGUUUCAGUUCCGGAAGCAGAAGUACGCGCUGGAGGCCGACCGCUACCCGCUGGACUGCCUGGAGCUCAUCAGGAGCCCCAAAGAGAUGCAGUACAUCCCCCUGAAGGUGGCCAUGUUCUACCUGUUGAACCCGUUCACCAUCCUGUCCUGCGUCGCCAAGUCGACCUGCGGCCUCAACAACGCCGUCAUCGCCCUCUUCGUCCUCUCGACCAUCAAAGGAAACGUGCUGCUGAGCGCCAUCUUCCUGUCUCUGGCCACGUACCAGUCCAUCUACCCGCUCACGCUGUGCGCCGCGGCGCUGCUCUACCUGCUGCAGCGUCAGUACAUCCCCGUGAACCUGCGGCGCUUCAGCUUCUGGUGGUUCGUGGCCCAGUACGCCUUCAUGUACCUGGGCAGCCUCUUCGUCAUCGUGGGCCUCUCCUUCUUCCUGCUCGGCUCGUGGGACUUCCUGCCGUCCGUCUACGGCUUCAUUCUCUCCGUCCCGGACCUGACCCCCAACAUCGGCCUCUUCUGGUACUUCUUCGCGGAGAUGUUCGAACACUUCCGCCUCUUCUUCCUCUGCGUCUUCCAGAUCAACGUCUUCUUCUACACCGUCCCCCUGUCCAUCAAGCUCAAGGAGCAUCCGGUGUUCCUGAUCUUCAUGCAGCUGGCUGUGAUCUCCAUCUUCAAGUCUUACCCCACGGUGGGAGACAUCGCGCUCUACAUGGCCUUCCUCCCGGUCUGGAGUCACCUGCACAGAUUCUUGAGGAACAUCUUCCUGGUGUCCUGCGUCCUGCUCGCCUGCUCCGCUCUGUUCCCGGUGCUCUGGCACCUCUGGAUCUACGCCGGCAGCGCCAACUCCAACUUCUACUACGCCAUCACGCUGCUGUUCAACGUGGCGCAGAUUCUGCUGGUGUCUGAUUACUUCUACGCCUUCUUGAGGAGGGAGCACCACCUCAGCCACGGCCUGUACCUGAAGAGGAAAGACGGCUCCGAGGCCACACUGGUGCUGAAGUAGAAACACUGGCUCGUCGCCUCCUGCAGGACGGAGGAGGAUCGGCCGGAGGCCUCGCUUUGGUCCUCAAAGGGAACAAACGGAGGAGGAUCAGAGACCUCCAGAGACCUCCAGAGUCCUGGUCCUCAGGAAGUCUGUCUGGUACGACGUUGUGUGCAAAGAAGUCGACGGACAGAUGUGACGUAGAAAUCCAACAAACGACAACUCGACAUCUCUGUUUCCUGUUUCUCCUCUGGAGCGCUCUUAUUUUGAAGCCUCGCCUCUUUACCUUGAACCUGCUGGCUGCAAAGGGGGACCUUUUUUUAUUUUAUUUUGAAGUCUUCUUACUUUGGGCAGCUUUUAUUUUGUAGCACCAGCUCUCCCGAGGCUCUCUGAAGAUGAGCUCGUCCCUGGUUCCCUCGCACGUUUUUGUUUGUGUUUCAUGUUUACCGGAUUAUAUUUGUGGUGGGGAAAUAUUUUAUUGUCUGGAAGCUUCGUCUGAUCUUUAAUGAGCAAAUUCCACAUUUUCAGUGUUGCACGUCUGACAAUGACAACAACAACAACAACAACAACAACAACAAGCGUGUUUCACCAGCUGGCCGACUUGUUCUUUAAAUUGAGAACUCAAAAGAUGACAUGAACCAUGUUUUCAAGUAGGAAACUGUUUUUUACCACUCUGUCUGACGGGACUCAAACGCCUCAUUCUACCUGUGUGUCCAAACAGGAAGUACCACUCGUGUACAUUUAACUCCUUAAUGGUAUGCUUAUUUUACCGUGUGAUACGAACAGGAAGUUCAGGAAAAUAUCUCUAAAGAUCAAAUCUUCAAUUGUUUUCUUCUGCAGUUUAUUUAGGUUUCUUGUGUUUUCUUUUUGCAAUGCAUUGUGGGGGAAGGUUGUCCACUCUGACUCUUUGAGACAUGCUGCUUUGGAUUAGUGUGACAACAAAGACUGAACAGGAAGUUCAUGUUUUCCUUCAGUAUAAACUAUUUAAAACAGGAUUUAACUCGCUCCCUUAAAAUAAGCCUUAAACAGCCUCUUUCUAAUAUUUUACAGAUUAAUGUUUUUUUUCUCAUAAUUGUACAAAUAAUUAUCAUUUGCAAGAAAUCUCACAGAGUGAUCCAGUAAAGUUACUCCUUCAUCGGCGGUUAAUUAUUUUGGUGAAAUGACGGACGAAACUCAAACAAUAACCGUUUUAAUCCACUUUGAUGCCAACGAGUGAAAAGAUUUGUGAUAUUUAUUUAUUGGCUGCACUGAAAACUAUUUUUCUUUGAUUCUUUCAGUUGUAAUUCUGUUUUUGAUACUGUACAUACGAAUGGGUUCUGUUUUUGUUACAGAUAAUAAAAUGCAAAGGUUUAAUGGG